Molecule: messenger RNA, 639 nt
Organism: Acanthosepion pharaonis
Lineage: Eukaryota; Metazoa; Mollusca; Cephalopoda; Sepiida; Sepiidae
Source: the annotation of a GenBank genome assembly
AUGAAUCCAACAGUUCUUUAUGUAAGUGGAGGCAAUACACAAGUUAUUUCUUAUUCAAAGCAACGCUACCGAAUAUUUGGUGAAACCAUUGAUAUUGCUGUUGGUAAUUGUCUGGAUAGGUUUGCUCGAGUCCUUAAGCUCUCAAAUGAUCCAAGCCCUGGCUACAAUAUUGAACAAUAUGCUAAAAAGGGGAAAAAAUUUGUUGAACUUCCCUAUGUUGUGAAGGGAAUGGAUGUCUCAUUCUCUGGUCUCCUUUCUUACAUUGAGGAGAAAGCCCCAACUUGGUUAAAAAAUAAUGAUUACACACCAGAGGAUUUAUGUUUCUCAUUACAAGAAACAGUAUUUGCAAUGUUGGUUGAAAUCACAGAAAGAACAAUGUCUCUCUGUGGUUCUUCAGAGGUCCUCAUUGUUGGUGGUGUUGGCUGCAAUUUACGCUUGCAAAAGAUGAUGGAGAUAAUGGCGAAGGAGAGAGGUGCCAAGCUGUUUGCUACUGAUGAAAGGUUUUGUAUUGAUAAUGGUGCUAUGAUUGCUUAUGCUGGUCUUCUCAUGUAUAAAAUGGGUUAUACCACUCCAUUGAAAGACACUGGAUGUACGCAGAGAUUCCGGACAGAUGAAGUCUUAGUCAAUUGGCGGGAUUAA